GGAAUGGAUUAUAUAACAUCAGCCGAUCGUGAUUGAUGUACGUACAUUAGGGGUAGAAAAGUACAAGGACGAACCAAAGUGCACGGUAGAAGUUAUAGGAGUUACAAAUAUUGAGCGAAAUUUGGAAGCAUUGAAAAUGUACUUCAAGAACACUAAACGGUCUGGAGGAGGAAAUAUCCUAAAAUGUACAACAAGAAACGAUUUGGUUUGCAUAACUUUUGAAUCUGGAGAAGUUGCACAGCGUGUUGUAAAUAAGAAAGAUCACUCUUUGGCUGGCCAGGAACUAUGUGUAGCAUUCUGUGAACCGGAGGAGAAAUCUGGAGCAGGAGAGGAAAAUCGAAGAAAGAUACUACUGUCAAAUAUACCGAAAAAUAUUGAUAAAGAGUUUAUUGCAUUGUAUCUAGAAGACAUGGCCGAGUCAACAGACAUUCACGUAGAAAAAGUCAACAUAGAUUCUGAAGAUGAAUCAGCUGUUGUGGAAUUUACUGAACAGAUAGCUGCAGACACGAUUUUGAAACACAAGGAGCUAAAGAUGAAAGAGAAAACAAUAUUGGUUGAAGCCUAUAGUGAAAAGAAAGAAACAUUCUGUACAAUAGAAGUGACUGGAUCAUCUGAUAUAGAGAAGGAAAUGGACAAACUGCGACUAUAUUUUAGGAAUAUGAGACGUUCUGGUGGAGGGACUAUUGUUGAUUCAUGUUGUAAAAGAGAUAUUGCAUAUUUUACAUUCGAAAGCGAGGAGGUUGCAAGAAGAGUUGUUAAUACUGAUCACAGCAGGCAAGAACUAACGGUAAAAUUGAUGAAAGAAAAGGCACAGCCGUUGGUUGAUAAUUCAGCAGAUAUACCGAGCAGUACUGUCAGAGUUAGAGGAGUCACAAAAGAUAUAAAAAGAGAAACUCUUUCAUUUUACUUCGAGAGUGAACGCCAUUCUGGUGGUGGUCAGAUCGAGUCAUUAUCAUCUGAUGAAGAUGAUAAUAGCAUGGUUUAUGUCCAUUUUGCCAGCAAUAGAGUUGCAAAACGGGUUGUUGAGAAAGAUCAGACGCUACAGGGAAAGUCGUUACGUGUAAGUCUGCACAAUCCUCUGCCGUAUUACGACAACAAAAUAUUGAUAAAAGGUCUGAAAAGCACAACUACAAAGGAUGCACUGAUACUCUUUCUCGAAGCAAGAGCUGGUGUGGAACCUAUCAGCAUUGACUAUCAUGAAGAAGAGGAAGACACAGUCUUAGUUACAGUAAAGAACAAGCUAGAUUUUAAAACAAUAGAAAAAGCAUGUCACGAAAGAAAAUUAGAGGGAGCUUGUUUGACUGUUUCUAGAGUACACGUAUCUAACUGUAUUUUGGUAUCAAACCUGCCAUCCCAAACGUCUAAAGACAUGAUUUUGUUCUAUUUUGAGAACACCAAAAAAAAACGGAGGUGGAUGUAUAGAUAAAAUAGUGAUGAACGAGACUGACGAAAGCUGUUUAGUUUAUUUUGAAGACUACAAAGUUAUUGGGAAUGUUGUUAAACAGCGUCAUGAGUUAAGAGGCAAAAUACUUGACGUGAAAUGUUUCCAGCGUGCUUUAGGCCGUGCCGAAGGGGAAAAAGAGAGAACACUCCAAAUACCACGUCCGAUUGAAGUGCAA
Messenger RNA from Mercenaria mercenaria, 1619 nucleotides. RefSeq names its product protein mono-ADP-ribosyltransferase PARP10-like. NCBI's taxonomy places the organism in Eukaryota, Metazoa, Mollusca, Bivalvia, Venerida, Veneridae. The transcript is spliced from 7 exons. The coding region runs from base 137 to 1426 and encodes 429 amino acids. The record is from RefSeq and is a predicted model, not a curated record. Gene Ontology annotation, molecular function: RNA binding.